This is a messenger RNA of Triplophysa rosa, 3980 nucleotides long. RefSeq names its product interleukin 11 receptor, alpha (gene il11ra). Gene Ontology annotation, cellular component: external side of plasma membrane. Gene Ontology annotation, biological process: cytokine-mediated signaling pathway. Gene Ontology annotation, molecular function: cytokine receptor activity; protein binding. Lineage: Eukaryota; Metazoa; Chordata; Actinopteri; Cypriniformes; Nemacheilidae. The record is from RefSeq and is a predicted model, not a curated record. The coding region runs from base 220 to 1416 and encodes 398 amino acids. The transcript is spliced from 13 exons.
CAGCGCAACACUGUACAGACUUUACUGCGAAGUUAAAGCGCAGGCGAAGCAAUGGAGAGGAACCGCUUCAAAAUGCUCGUUUAAUGUUUGAAGAAAAGUAAGACAGAUUCAGUGUAUGUUGCUGUGAGAAGAGAAGGUUCACACAGUUCAAGAGAGAGUGAUUGACAGCGUGAUGCGAUCGAUCGUUUCCUCCCAACAAUAGAAUAUAUACAGUUUUAGAUGCCCAGUUUAUUGUCAUGUCCUGGUGGUCUAAUAGUCAUUGGUGUCAUCUAUCUCUUCUCUGUCAACAUCAAAUCGGAGAUAUGGACCAAUGAAGUUUCAGAUGUCCAAUUUGGCAGACUGGGCUCCAGGGUCACCCUCACAUGCAGAGGCUCCCACGGCGGGUCUCCAGUGGAAUGGAGGCUCAAUGGAAGCUCAGUACAGCCGUGGCAAGCACAGAUCUCAGAGGGUUCGCUUACGCUCCUGAACGCCACGCACUCCAUGGAGGGCAACUACAGCUGCCACGAUGAUAGAGGGACUUUACUGCAGACCAUCAAACUACGGCUGGGACAUCAGCCUCAUUUUGUCCAUAUUUCUUGCCGUGUACCAAAUCAUAAUAAAAUUUACUUUUCCUGGACUCAGACUAAGACAACACACCUGCCAACACGGUACAUCUCCUCCUACAGCACAAAAAUAGGAGUGGUUGAAUCCUGCGAGCAGGACAACAAUGGGGAGAAUGAAUGUUCCAUCACUAACCCUCCAUUCUGGGCUGCAAAACUCCUGGUGAACGUCACUGAGAUCAACCCGCUGGGAUCCAAUUCCACCAUCUUCAAAGGAGACGUUCUCAAACUCUUAAAACCAGAUCCUCCAGAAGAUGUUAAAGUUGUGCAGGUGGAUGGUCUGCCCACCCAGUUACUGGUCCAGUGGAAAUAUCCUGAGUCCUGGCCUGACGAAAUGACGGGUGCCUUUCCAUUAAAAUUCUUACUGCGAUACCGGCCAAUUGGCUCCAGCUUCUGGUCAUCGCUGGAAACAGAGGAGAACAGCAGUCUAAGGAUUAUGGACGCUCUGGCGGGUCAUCUGCAUCAGAUCCAGGUCAAAGCUCAAGAUGCUCUAAACAACUACAGCCAGUGGAGCGAGUGGAGUCAUGUUGUAGAAGCUCGCCCGUGGACCGACUCCUGGGAUGAGCCAACAGCGGAACCUUUUGAUAUUCCAUUUGUCGAAUCAUUUCCAGUCAGAGCAACCGAUAAGUCUCCAGAUUCAUCAGCAGACCAGAACGGAAAUCUUGGGCUGUUGGUUUUGCUGGGGCUGUUUGCGGCAAUCACGGUGGCUGUUUUACUGACCAUCAUAGCCCUUCUAUGGGUGAGACAAAAGAAACAAGACAUUGUGAAGAAUCAGGAACUGACCUCCAUGGUGAAGAUGAAGUCCGUACCGAUCUAAAAUUUGAGAAGUUGGCAUGAAUUCUGCGAUUCAGCUCUCAUAGGGCACCACGAUAGGGAGUCACCACAACACAAACAGACUACAGUACCCACAAUCCACCUCUCCUCUCGCUGCUCAAGGGAUGGGCUCCUUUCAGCGGAGCCACGAGUCGCGUGAACUGUGAAUGCGUACAGCUCGAUAAUGUAGCACAAUGCAAUAGAAAAACAUGACAAUUUCUGUCUUUCUUUUUUUCUUAUUUCUUUCUGUUGAAAGCAAAUUCUUGGGACAGUGAAAAAUUAUAUUUCGCAUAGUAUAUUUUUUUAUCACUCUUGCCUUCUUAUACAGUACUCAAUUUGUGACUCUUGGAAUGCUGUGAAAAGGCUUUGCAGUUGGUUGGAUUUGUGGAGCACAUAGGGCAUUAUGGAGCAAACAGUUUUGUCUGUGUAAGACAAACUCCCUCAUUGGCUGAACACGGGACUCUGUAACAUUCGGACAGCAGCUAUGUUUGGAUGACAGAAUGUUUGCUGUCUUGGCACUCCAUGAUGGACACAACGUUCUUUCCCUCGUUGCUUUAGAGACACAAGACUGCUUUGUAUCUUGUCCAGCAGAGGUCUUCACAAGAAGAACUAUUUCAUAACAGGUGGACAUAUCUUCAUUGAUCAUUUUUCUCAGACGUGGCAUUUCAUGUGCUAGUUAUCUAGUUGUAUUCCAGCAUGAUUAUCAAUACAGAAGACGCGCAAAUUCACCACAACCGUUGGUGAGCUGGCAAAGACCUUCAAAGCAAAGCACAGAUGACUUCAACAGAAAAAAACUGCCAUUGUCAGUGCAUCGAAUCAAGACAUGAAUGUAAAUCCGUCUUACAAUGUCAUAUGUACGCAUUUGUGAGGUGAAAUCUGAUUUCUUUGUUGAAGCUAAUACAUAUUCACGAUAAGAAAUGCUAUUGAAGCUUAUCUACACAUUUAUAUUGUUAUAAAUUCAUGCAGUUAAUAUCUUCUGUAGAUUUCUAUGCAUAUGUUUUUCUGGUGUGCAUUCUCCCCAGUAAUAUAAAGCUCAAAUGCAUGCAUUAUGUAAUUUUUUAUAAAUGACAAAAUAUAUUAUUUGAACUGUAAUUACAAACACAUUGCUACUAUUGUUCAUUCAAAUACAUUAUGCACCUUUAUGGUUGACAUGUAUAAAAGGAGAUGCAUAUCAGUAACCAUCGGUCAUUAUCUCAUCGUGAUGGUUCAAGUUUCCCAAUGUUUGCACAAUGUUAGCUAUUGAAUUUGGCUUCUUUUGUUUUCUAAAAAUUAAAAUGAGGCUCUUGGUUCUUGCUAAAACAUACUGUAGUUACUGUAAGUAGUUUGUUUUUAAUAGAUCUGACUUCAUCAAUUUUUUUAUUUUCUGGCAGUGUCAGCAACCGUGGGCAAAAGCCAAAAUGUUAUGCAUUUAUUUCUUUUUUUAUAGUUUCAUUAGGAUUUUAAUUUAAGAAGUUGUUGCAACAACUUGCUAACAAUCUAGCAACCUAACAUUUAGCGUAAGAUCGCACCUUCUUUUAAGGACCGAGUGCAAUGACUGAACAUCAUUGAUGCUGCGCCUUCCACAGAAAAUAUUUAUUUAUACAGACUUAUUUAGACCACUUUACUCAGCGAUUACAAUCAGGAUGUGAAGAGACUUUUAACCAGCAUAAAAAAAAACUUGUUGCUUAGUGUUAUUGUUUCUCAAUGCAUAUUUGCACCAUUGGCACGUAUUUGUGCCUUCCUCACUCAUUUCUAUCCCACCAGCGUAUUAUGGGACUACAGUAUUUAUGCUAAUACUGGCCAGAAAGAUUGGUGCUCUAAUGAUGUUACCCUUUAAAAUAUUAGACAUUCAAUCACCAGCAACUUUCCUUGCAAAUAUGCAAAGAAGCUUUUGUCAAUAAUUCAGAAGUUAUACAGGUGGUCAGUGUAUUAGUUUGUAGUGUAUUUGGUCAUAUAUGUGUUCCCUCUCUCAGAACUGGGUUUUGUAAAGUUUUGGGUUGGUUAAUGGAUGAUGUCAUGACAGCAGUUUGUGGUUUGUGAGAAACAGAAAUUUGUGUCUGCUUAUGGAGAAGUACAGCAGACUUUUCGUUCAAUAUAAAUACUGUAUGUAUCACAAGCCCCAAAUUACAAGAAACAUUUACAUAUAAUCUACUGUUGGCUGGAGAGACAAUAGAUACUUUUGGUCAUAAAAGAGUUUAUUACAGUGAGCUUUUUCCAUUUCGUGUUGCAUGCAGGAUGUAAAAUAGGGCAUAUUAGAAACAUUGGACUACUGUUGCCUGUUUAAAAAGCAUGUCCAUUGUAUGUAUAUACAUAUAUGAAGAGUUUGUUUCCAAAAUGAGAAAACUCUGUUUUUCAAUUUUUUCAAAAAUCAUGUUUUUUAUUAUCGUGUUUUUAUUGUAUUCGUUAGCUGUAUUUUUUGCGUUAUCAUGGCAAACCAACUGCAGUUUGAUUGAUAUAAUUUGGAAUGCACAAUAAAAAAACAUGAUUUGUGAGUUAUUUUGGAAAUAAACUUUUAUAUGCAAUUUUCCUGUACAACAUAAGCUGUUUUGUUAUCCUGUCCAUAUUUUUGUGAAAUAAAAGGUAUUUUAU